UGGGCGGCCCGGAGCCAGCGCCGGGGAGGCCAGGCGGGGCCGGGCAGGGGACAUGCGACCCCCGAGCCGACCUGCGCGGUUUCUGCAAACACGUGAGUGAGUCUGAUGCCUGCCGCUGCUCCCUGGUGCCCAGUGUGAGAGGAAGGCAUGCCGCACCAGACUUCAGCCUGAGCCCGGCGGCCCCCGCCCCCACCCCCCGCCACGCUGCACUGCCCCAGCUCCCCCGCGGCCCCCACACUGCAGUGCGGUCGGGCCCCCUCCCCGCAGGGGCCGCCCCCGCCACCCACCCCUGGUGCCCGGGGUGGUGGCCCGGCCCGCAGAGCCAUGAAGCUGCAGGCCGUGAUGGAGACGCUCUUACAGAGGCAGCAGCGGGCCCGCCAGGAGCUGGAAGCCCGGCAGCAGCCGACCCCCGACCCCCCCACUGGUCCCCCGGCCCGGGCACGGGCCACCCCCGAUGAGGACAGAGAGCCUGAGAAUGCUCGCAUGCAGCGGGCACAGAUGGCUGCGCUGGCCGCUAUGCGGGCUGCUGCCGCAGGUCUCGGACAUCCACCCAGCCCCGGUGGCUCUGAGGAUGGGCCACCAGGCUCUGAGGACGAGGACACAGCCCGGGAGGGGACACCAGGCUCUCCCACCCUGCCAGGCAGAGGCAGGAAAGGGCCCGGACGCACCGAAGGAGACGGGCACUUUGAGGACGUGGGCUCUGACGAUGACCUGAAGCCAAAAUGGGAAGAGGAGCUGGAGGAAGACCUUGGGGAUGAGGAGGAGGACGAGGAGGAUGAUUAUGAGGACGAGGACGAGGAGGAGGAGGAGGAAGAGGAGGAGGGGCUGGGUCCCCCGGGCCCCGCCAGCCUGGGCUCCACAGCCCUGUUCCCCCGCAAGGCGCAGCCUCCCCAGGCCUUCCGCGGCGAUGGCAUUCCCAGGGCACUGGGUGGCUCGGAGCGGCCGGGACCCAGCCCGGCUCACCCUGGAGGGGCCGCCCAUGUGGCGCCCCAGCUGCAGCCACCUGACCACGGGGACUGGACCUAUGAGGAGCAAUUCAAGCAGCUUUACGAGCUCGACGGGGACCCCAAAAGGAAGGAAUUCCUGGACGACUUGUUCAGCUUCAUGCAGAAGCGAGGGACGCCUGUGAACCGCAUCCCCAUCAUGGCCAAGCAGGUGCUCGACCUGUUCAUGCUGUAUGUGCUGGUGACGGAGAAGGGCGGACUCGUGGAGGUCAUCAACAAGAAGCUGUGGCGUGAGAUCACCAAGGGCCUCAACCUGCCCACGUCCAUCACCAGCGCUGCCUUCACCCUGCGCACCCAAUACAUGAAGUACCUGUACCCCUAUGAGUGUGAGAAGCGAGGUCUCAGUAACCCCAACGAGCUCCAGGCAGCCAUCGACAGUAACCGGCGGGAGGGCCGGCGCCAGAGCUUCGGGGGCUCUCUCUUUGCCUACUCGCCGGGUGGGGCCCAUGGCAUGCUCUCCUCACCCAAGCUGCCUGUGUCUUCCUUGGGCCUGGCCACCAGCACCAACGGCAGCUCCAUCACCCCAGCCCCUAAGAUCAAGAAAGAGGAGGACUCAGCCAUCCCCAUCACAGUCCCUGGCCGCCUGCCCGUCUCCCUGGCCGGCCACCCUGUGGUGGCUGCCCAGGCAGCAGCCGUACAAGCAGUGGCCGCCCAGGCAGCUGCCCUGGAGCAGCUUCGGGAGAAGCUGGAGUCUGGGGAGCCUCCAGAGAAGAAGAUGGCCCUGGUAGCUGAUGAGCAGCAGCGGCUGAUGCAGCGAGCUCUGCAGCAGAACUUCCUGGCCAUGACCGCCCAGCUGCCCAUGAGCAUACGGAUCAACAGCCAAGCCUCUGAGAGCCGCCAGGACUCAGCUGUGAACGUGACCGGCAGCAACGGCAGCAACAGCAUUAGCAUGUCCGUGGAAAUCAACGGCAUCGUGUACACAGGAGUGCUGUUUGCUCAGCCGCCAGCCCCAGCACCAUCCUCAGCUCCCAGCAAAGGCGGUGGCAUUGGUGGCAGCAGCAGUGGCAGCGCGGGUGGCCGGGGAGCAAGCGGCGGGACCGGUGGCAGCGCGGGCAGCCAGGCACCCCCCACAUCUUCUACCUCAAAUAACUCGUUGCCUUAACCACGUCCCUCUCCACCUGCUACCGCCCCUGGGAGCCUGCCGGCCUGGGCAGGGGGUCAAGGCGGGCCACACAGGGGCCAGGACGGCAGAAGAUACGGGUGGGGGGUGACAUCCGCAGAGGAGCCACAGCUGAAGCCAAAAAGAAAAGAAAAUAUAUAUACACAUACAGAGAGAGAGAAAAUUUAAUAAAACAGGGGAAACCAAGGAACACUUGAAUUUCUCAGGUUUCGGACAUUCAGAGAUGGAUUGUGAGAAGAGCCAAGAAGAACAGAAGACAGAGGGGCGGACGUCGCCUGGGGGCCCCGCAGCCCUGGGGACGGGCAGGCUCUGGUGUCCCGGUCGGACCAGCUGCCAUGAGAGGCCAAUGCUGUUUACCUCGUACAUCCCCGCACUGUGUGUUUCCAUGUUUGUCAGGUUUUUAUUAUUUUUCUUCUGUUUUCUAUUCAUCACACCCACCACACCUAAGCUCCUUGUGUUGAGUGAAACCCCUGAGCCAAGAUCGCUGAGCUCUCACUCUUGUUGCUUUGGGAAAAUUUUUUUUUUUUCAAACUAGUGUUUUUAAGAGGGUUCGGGGAGGGUUGUUUUGUAAAUAUUCUAUUUUAUUCUCGGGGAAGGUAGGGAAUCAAACCUUAGGAAAAGGAUAUCUAUAUAUCUAUAUAUCUAUAUAUUUGUGUUCAUUCAGGGAAGCUGGACUUGAAAAAGCAAAAAAAAAAUCAAGAAACAAAGAAGUAAUAACCUUUUUAUUUUUCCCAUGACUGAUCUGGGUCGCUUUGUGCGUUUCCUGUGGUGCGUCGGGCGCUGGCGAGCCCAGGACACUGGACCCCUGGGGCUAGAGCC
Molecule: messenger RNA, 2943 nt
Organism: Cynocephalus volans (Philippine flying lemur)
Lineage: Eukaryota; Metazoa; Chordata; Mammalia; Dermoptera; Cynocephalidae
Gene: ARID3A
Product: AT-rich interaction domain 3A
Exons: 9
Coding region: 325-2106 (593 amino acids)
Biological process (GO): regulation of transcription by RNA polymerase II
Cellular component (GO): nucleus
Molecular function (GO): DNA binding
Source: RefSeq, a predicted model, not a curated record